Molecule: messenger RNA, 2717 nt
Organism: Drosophila obscura
Lineage: Eukaryota; Metazoa; Arthropoda; Insecta; Diptera; Drosophilidae
Product: neuropeptide CCHamide-1 receptor
Exons: 9
Coding region: 669-2177 (502 amino acids)
Biological process (GO): G protein-coupled receptor signaling pathway
Cellular component (GO): membrane
Molecular function (GO): G protein-coupled peptide receptor activity
Source: RefSeq, a predicted model, not a curated record
ACAAGUUCCAGUUCCAGAAACUCCACUGCUAAUUUGGCGCCCAUUCAAUCUUCGGAUCAUUUUGUAUGCGCUUAAGUGUAUUGGCCCCAACACGCAGCAGCCAGCCAAACGCUUUCGCGCGCGCCAACAAGUCGCAUGCGUUCCCUCUGCUCGGACAGUUUAAAAGCGAAGCCAAUAUGUGCGGAAAAUAUACUUAAUUGAAAUGUGUGUUUGCGAUACACAGGCGUUGAGGCCAAUAUCCGGUUGAUUCGAUUCAAGUGCUAAAAAGAAUUGACUAAAUUUAUUGAAUUCUUCCACCGUGUUUGUUUGUCCGUCCGCCCAUUUGUGGCGCUGUAAACAAAAUUUGGCCAAAGUGCUGAACGUGCUCGUGUUUCCCCACUUAACAUUACGCUCUUCCGUAUCCUGUCUGCGAGUGCCAUCAUGUUUCGCGCGUGUGUGUCUGCCAAAAACACGGAAAACACUUUUACGCAGAUGUAAACAUUAAAAUAUAAUAUUUGAAAAUUGAGAAAUACAAGCAUCGCAUCGAAUGCAGAGAUCUGUGCAACAUGCAGCAACUAGCAACGAGCAAUUAAUCUUUUAUGCUUAAACAAAUCCGGUUUUUGCUGUCGAGCGAGUAACAACAUUGAACGGACCAGAAUCGUACGGAGUCAGCAGUUUACAGCGGGAGGAUGUACCCAGGUUCCCCAAUGAUAGCCAACUUGGUCAACGUCAUUAGCAGCAUCGCCAUCGAGAUGGACUCGGGCAUGAGCACGGACAAGCACAGGACUCAUGACAUUGACAUUGGGGGGUCGGGGUCGACUCCGCUAAACGUCACUCAAGCUCUCUGGGAGCUGGCCGUGGCAACGGCCACUGGGAUGCCGCCACUCGUCGAAGGCCUUGGCAAUGGCAGCGGCGUGCCGGUGACCGAGACUCCCUAUGUGCCCUACGGUAGGCGGCCGGAGACCUACAUUGUGCCCAUCCUGUUUGCCCUGAUCUUUGUGGUCGGCGUCCUGGGCAAUGGGACACUUAUUGUGGUGUUCCUAAGUGUGCGGCAAAUGCGGAAUGUUCCAAACACCUAUAUACUUUCGCUGGCCCUGGCGGAUCUUUUGGUCAUCAUAACCACAGUGCCAUUGGCAUCCACCAUCUACACCGUUGAAUACUGGCCCUACGGCAGCUUCUUGUGCAGUCUGUCGGAGUUCAUGAAGGAUGUAUCGAUUGGUGUUUCGGUAUUCACACUGACAGCCCUCUCCGGUGAUCGCUACUUUGCCAUUGUGGAUCCAUUGCGAAAGUUUCAUGCUCAUGGAGGCGGACGACGUGCCACACGCAUGACCUUGGCCAUAGCGGUUUCCAUUUGGCUCUUGGCCAUUUUAUGCGGUCUCCCAGCCCUUAUCGGAAGCAAUCUCAAGCAUCUUAGCAUUAGCCAGGAAAAGUCGAUUGUCAUCUGCUAUCCCUAUCCGGAUGCUUGGGGCACAAACUAUGCCAAGACAAUGGUCUUGUUGCACUUCCUAGUCUACUAUGCCAUUCCGUUGGUGAUAAUAGCAAUUUUCUAUGUGCUCAUUGCGCUGCAUCUGAUGUACACUGCGAGUGUUCCCGGCGAAAUUCAGGGAGCUGUCAGACAGGUUCGAGCCCGUCGCAAAGUCGCUGUGACAGUGCUGGCAUUUGUUGUCAUCUUUGGAAUUUGCUUUUUGCCCUACCACGUAUUUUUCCUCUGGUUCUACUACUGGCCAACUGCCCAGGAGGAUUACAAUGCAUUCUGGCAUGUCCUGCGCAUCGCCGCCUACUGCAUGUCAUUCGCCAACAGCUGUGCCAACCCGGUGGCCCUCUACUUUGUCAGCGGCGCCUUUCGCAAGCAUUUCAAUAGAUAUCUGUUCUGUCGCGGUGCGAACGGACAUCGCAAGAAGCGGAACCAAGCGAACGACACCUUCUGCAUGCACCGGGACACCUCGUUGACCAGCACCGCUUCGAAGCGCUAUCAGUCACGGCAUUCCUGCUAUCAGAGCACCAUCCGCAGUUCUCGGCUGCAGGAGACAACGAUAACGACGCUGCCGAAUGGGGCCCAGAGCCACAAUGGCGCCCCAAUUUUAUCCGUAGACCUCGCCACUCACAACGAGGUGACGCCGGGCUAUGAAUUUUCGCCGCUGAACGACUAUUCACAGCGGACAAAGCCACCAAGGCAGCAGCAGUCGCUAUUGAAUUGAAACCGCAGCACAGUGCAGACACGAAUGCUAGUUUUAAGGGAGUUUACAGGAAGUCAGGCAGUAUCUGAAUCAUCCAUCCGAUUAGCAGAUGAACAAAAUAAGCUAACCAAUAAAUGAAAAAAUAUAUAUUUAUUUUAGCUGAGAUUAAUUUCGCUUUAAAUUCUCUUUAGUUUUUUAUAGCACACUUUUCAGGGAUGCCCGAAGUUCCCCAUCUCUUCUCCCAUUAAAAUAUAGGCUCUCUUUUAGGUAAAACCUGCACUAAAACAAAGUUGGUAACUUUCUCGAAUUGUACAUACCUCCCACCCAAACACCAACGUUUAUACAUAUGUAGAUGUAUGCAUGUGUUUUCUAUGUGUCUAGUCAUAGGGUUGAGCCCCGAAACGUAAACUGUGUCUGUUCCAAACUAAAGUAUUGCAGCCGUGUGCACGGCUUUAAGCGAAACCAUUUCACGGAGACAUACAUAUUUUAAAAUGUGUCUGUAAUUUUAUUUUAUAAUUCUAUAUAGUAAUACGCCAUGUUAGAUGUUCCAUUUAUAGCUAA